Molecule: messenger RNA, 1654 nt
Organism: Oryza sativa Japonica Group (Japanese rice)
Lineage: Eukaryota; Viridiplantae; Streptophyta; Magnoliopsida; Poales; Poaceae
Product: peroxisome biogenesis factor 10
Biological process (GO): protein import into peroxisome matrix
Cellular component (GO): peroxisomal membrane
Molecular function (GO): zinc ion binding
Source: RefSeq, a predicted model, not a curated record
AAAUAUACCACCAGCCCAGCCUGGAGCACGACGAAGCGCGGACGAGGCGAGAACUCCUUGGAGCUCUGAACUCUCUAUCGCGUGAGGAGGUCGACGGCGAGAGAGAUGCGCGGCGGCGGCGGCGGGGAUGCGGGCACCAGCUCGAGGGGCGGCGGUUCCGGCGGGGCCCCCGCGCGUCCGCGGCGGUUCCCUGAGGCGGCGCAGCCGGAGAUCAUGCGGGCGGCGGAGAAGGACGACGGCUACGCCGCGCACGUCACCGAGGCCUGCCGCGACGCCUUCCGCCACCUCUUCGGUACCAGGGUCGCCGUUGCUUAUCAGAACGAGAUAAAAUUGCUUGGUCAGUCUCUUUAUUACUUGCUAACAACUGGUUCAGGCCAGCAAACACUUGGAGAAGAAUACUGUGAUAUAUCUCAGGUUGCAACCUCGCACGGACUUCCGCCUACACCUGCUAGACGGAUUCUAUUCAUUUUGUACCAAACUACCGUUCCCUAUCUUGCUGAACGCAUCAGCUCUAGAAUUGUUGCACGUGGUAUUGCCCUCGAGGACUCUCAGCUUGAUGACCAUUCUGAAAGUGAUAGUUCUAGUAUAGGCACUGCAGCACAACCAUCCCCAAUUAGGAACAGUCCUUCAAGAAGCUUGAGUUUUUCUCAUUUGUCAAGGUUGAGAGGCAGAGUCCAUACCUUGUGGGAAUGGGUUCUUCGGAAAUGGCCUUCGAUGCUACCAUUUGCUCAAGAUUUUAUACAGUUAACUAUCCGGACAAACCUUAUGUUCUUCUAUUUUGAAGGAUUGUAUUAUCAUUUACCAAAGCGAGCAGCUGGCAUUCGUUAUGUAUUCAUUGGGAAGCCAUUGAAUCAGAGGCCCAGGUAUCAAAUCUUGGGUAUUUUUCUGUUAAUUCAGUUAUGUAUUCUUGGUGCUGAAAGACUUCGAAGAAGUAAUUUAUCAACAAUAGCUAGUUCGAUUAACCAAAUCUCAUCUGGAGGCUAUCCUUCAUCAAGAGGUCGAGGUGUCCCUGUUCUAAAUGAAGAUGGAAAUAUAAUCAGCGACAUCCGCCAUGGGAAAACUGCAGAUUUGGCUACUAGUUCAGAGGCAUCCAGUGGUAAGAGCAAAUGCACCCUUUGUCUCAGUACCCGUCAGAAUCCCACUGCCACAACCUGUGGCCAUGUCUUCUGCUGGAGUUGCAUUAUGGAGUGGUGUAAUGAGAAGCCUGAAUGCCCCCUAUGCAGAACUCCGAUUACACAUUCGAGUUUGAUUUGUAUAUAUCAUUCAGAUUUCUAGCAAAUGAUUACUAGCAAGGGGUCAUAUCAUUCUCCAGUGGAUUCAUUAAAAUGAUACUGAAUCCCCACAUUUUGGCGAGAACUCUUCUUCUGAAGUGUUUUAGUGUACCAAAAGAGGAGAGUAGAAACCAUCCAAUGAGGCUGAAGAUCAAUGCUGCCAUUCAACUGUAUUGUAGAGCUCAAAUAACAAAACAAUCAAACAGAACAAAAUUUUCAUUAGAGCUCAAACGGAUACCCAUGUAUAUGUACAUUGUAGACACAACUUGAUUUUGUAGGGUAGAACAGUGGCUGACUGGAAUCAUUAGAGCAAAAUGUAUCGACCUGAAAUUCUGCCGGGAAAUUUAACUAUUUGCCAAUAUUAGAUUCGACAAUUAUUCAAA